Molecule: messenger RNA, 1406 nt
Organism: Dreissena polymorpha
Lineage: Eukaryota; Metazoa; Mollusca; Bivalvia; Myida; Dreissenidae
Product: delta-like protein 1
Exons: 7
Coding region: 107-1054 (315 amino acids)
Biological process (GO): multicellular organism development; cell communication; Notch signaling pathway
Cellular component (GO): membrane
Molecular function (GO): Notch binding; calcium ion binding
Source: RefSeq, a predicted model, not a curated record
UGCUAGACCGACUUUCAUUCAGAAAGGAAUUAUAGAAAUGCGGUAAAACUCAUUGUCUUCGCGUUGUCUAAAUUUGUGCGCUGAUUUAUUUUAACUACCUGUUGCGAUGCCUGCUUUGCUGAAUAUUGUUUUGCUUAUAUACCUAUUGCCCGCCGUUGACGGCACCGGGUACAUCCAAACAAAGUUCCGCGAAUUCGUCAACAUCAACGGCCAGCGAUACGACGGAACAUGCUGUGGGCCGGCACCCUGGUUGUGGGGAUCGAGAAAAAAGACCAACUGCGGCGAGCCCUGCAAACACGCCUUUGUCAUAUGCAUGGGAAACGUUACACAAUCAAGCAGUAUGUCAGCCUGUGAAUAUGGCUCCAAGAAGACAGAAAGCGUAGAGGGAAACAAAAUCACAUUCGAUGAUCAUAUUGGAUACGAUGAGAAUCCAUUGAAAUUUCCGUUUGAAACGUGGCCGGGGGUUGUGAAACUUAAAAUAAAGAUCAAUGACAACAGCGACUCCGAGGAGCAGUUGGUAGAUCGAGUGGAGUACCAGUACAACACUCGUGACCUGCGGCGGGAAAUAGACGCACCUGUCCAUGACGUCACGCUGCAGGGGGAAAGAACCAGAUUAGAUGUAGAGCUAAAGGUAUUCUGCGCAAUGGACUUUUAUGGACCUGCAUGCGACCUCUACUGUAAAGAGACCGAUGACGUCACGGGUCAUUUUCGCUGUGACCCAGUGUCGGGGGACAAGAUUUGUCUGAAUGGGUGGGCGGGCGCGGACUGCCUGACCAACAUCGAUGACUGCGUGGGGCACGGGUGUGCUCUGGGUGCAACAUGUGUGGAUGGGCUGGGCUACUACAGCUGUAAGUGCCCACCCGGAAGAACAGGCCACACAUGCCAGCAUGAAGUCAAUGAAUGCUCGAGCUCGCCGUGCGUGAACGGAGGCCGCUGCAAAGACGCGUCAAAUGGGUUCCUGUGCGAGUGUCCGCCCGGUUUCGCAGGCAUUCUAUGCGAGGUGGAACUAAACGAAUGUCGGUCGGCCCCAUGUUUAAACCAGGUGAUCGACUGACUUCCCCCGCAUGACAGAAAAAACAAGCAAUUUGCAGAUUCAAAUAAUGAAACACUAAAAGCAUCAAAUAAAAUGGGUCAACUUUGUGUAAACCUACUUAUGGGUUUUCAAAUCUAUGGAGACCGGGAUAACAUAUAUAAAUCGGAAGCCAGUCUUGCUAAAUAUCGUGCGAUAAACUUAAGAUACAAUUCAAUAGCUCAAGUAUUACGUCCAAGCAGCAACAAAUAUCUUUAAGUCGAGUUCAGUUAUUAUAUAGUGUUUUAGCUGCAACAUUUAUCUUUAAGUCAAUUUUAGUAAUUAUAUUCAUUUCCUUUAAAUCUUGAACUUUAGCUUGAAAAUACCAAAGCUGUAA